AUGGAGACCAAGGCUGUCAUGCUGAUGGAGGUGCCGCAGCAUGGCGAGGCAUCAUUCUCGACUUCCAUCGUCCCCACAGUUCCCAGAGCUGAUCUCGAUGGCUGCAGUGGUGACUCGGAGUUGCUACCGGCGCUGGUAUCAGCUGGUUUGAGCAAGUCCGGGUCGCAAUCAGGAUCGAGGUGUGCAGAGGCAACGCCUCCGCCGCCGACCAUGCUGGUGGUGCCAGAGACCCGGGCUGGUGACAUGGAAUGGCUCGGAUCGGUGACGUUCCAGGGAGCGACGGAUGGUGAGGCUGGUCGCAGCAACGACGUGGACCACGGCGACGACUCGCACUGCUCACGCGAGUCGGCACGGUCGCAUCGUUCGCAGGCGUCGCGGGUCUCGCGGGUCUCACGGGCAUCGCACGCGUCGCGGGUCUCACGGACAUCGCGGGCAUCGCGGGCAUCGCGGGCGUCGCGGGCGUCGUCGCGGCAUGAGAUGUCGACCACGGCGGCGCAAGUUGGCGACGAGCUGGGGCCGGGCGGCGUGCCCAUUCCGUCCAAGCGGCGUGCUCAGGUGAGCAACUACAUGCGCAACCGGUCCAAGGUCUCGCUCCGCGACCUCGACAAGGAGAUCAUCCGAGAGGCCAUGGCGCUCGGCGCCGAUAUUCACGAGCCCGAGGUGGAGAAUGAGCCUGAUCCAGUGGAAGAGGCCGUUGCCGCCGCCGAGGCUGCUGCCGAGGCCGCGGCGGUGGCUAAUGCGGCGGCGGCAGCGGCGGCGGCAGCCUCCGCCACGCACGCCAGUGGCGCGUCCAACGCCUCGGACGAGUCGGUUGUCUCGCAAACGUCGGUAGCAUCAGUGGCCGCGUCGCGAUCGGCCGCCGAGGCAUCAGUCGCUGCCAGUGCGGCGGCGGCCAACGCACUGGCGGCGAGCGCAGCAGCAGCGGCGGCGGCGGCGGCCAAGGUCGAGGCUGAGCCUGUCUUGGUCGGCGCAGGCGUCAAGCCAGCCAAUGACCGGCAGCGGCGGCGGGCGGCGGCGUUCUGGCAGCAGACCCGGCGGACAGUGACGUCUGAGCUAGAGCGGAUCCAACGGGCGGCUUUGUUUAUCGAGGACGCGGUCUCUUCACGGCCAAUCAAGGCCACCCGGCUUGGCGCCGGGCCUGUGGCCGCCUAUCGGUUCUACCACAACAAGGUGUACCGGUGGAUUUUCACCGUUGUGGUCGUCAUCCACAUGGCGCUGGCAUUCUUUGAGGCGCCGCAGGCCGGGGCCGAGCCUGCGGUCGGGGCGAGAGCGCGAAGCGGGCUGCUGGGCAUCGAGCUUGCGUGCGUGUGUGUGUACUGGCUUGAUACGCUGCUCUCACUCUACGCACUAGGCAUCCGGCAGUACGCGCAGUCGUGGUGGCACCUGUUCCACGCGACAGUGGUGGUGCUGAUGGCGAUCGACGUCAUCGCUGCGCUCGCCGGAGCGUCGGUCCGGUUCACGCGCGUCGUCCGAUGGGUCCCACUUGUCCUCAACACGGUCUCGCUCAAGCACCUCUUGUACUGCACCUUCCACACUGUGGCCAAGCUCUACGACAUGAUGGUCAUCAUGUGUGUGCUUUUAGUCUCGUUUGCCAUUGUGGGCGUGCAGAUGUUCGGCGUCAACACGGUCUCACCGUCGGCGCUCGGAACAGGCAACUCGAACCCGUACCGCGACGAGGCGACCGGCAAGCCGCUCGACGGCAAUUUUGACAACAUGGGCGAGGCGCUGCUCUCGCUGCUGGUCCUUCUCUCGACGGAAAACUACCCAGAUAUCAUGUACCCGGCACUGACCACGUCGCCGGCGUAUGCCAUCUUCUUCAUUCUCUUCAUCCUCAUCGGCAUCUUUUUGCUCUUCUCGGUCCUCACGGCCAUCAUUUUUGACACGUACAAGGAGAUCCACGAGGUGCGUGUCAUUGCGGCACGAGUGGAGGAGCGCAAGGGCCUCAUUGCAGCCUUCCAGAUCCUCGACAAGAACCGGACCGGGUACCUCCACACCAACCAGUGGGUGGCACUCAUGGCCGAGUGGCAGCCGUCGAUGUCAAUGGAGCGAGCAUGCUUUCUGUUCAAGACCAUGGACCACGACGGUGACAAUACCAUCGAUCUGCUCGAGUUCUUUGACAUUCUCGAGAUCAUGCGGUACGAAAUCGAGGAAAUGGCGUUGGUGACCGAAGAGACGUGGUGGUCGCGGCUCGGUGCGCGGCGGGUCCGAGUUGUGGGCGAGUUUAUCGAGUCCAAGGCCUUUAUAUGGACCAUUAACGCUUGUAUCUUUAUUAACGUCUUUAUCCUCUGCCUCUACCGGUCGUCGAUGUCGCAGGACGAGCUCGCGGUCUACGAGUUUCUGGACUACAUCUUUAUCGGCGUCUUUUCUUUUGAGCAGGUGGUCAAGGUUGUUGGGCUGGGGCGGACCGAGUACUGGAUUGAUGUGUGGAACCGUUUCGACCUCACGAUUGUGGUCUUUUCGCUCGUCGCUGUCGGCUUGCAGGUAGCGUCGAACGUGGAAAAGUCGGCCGGCUCGAUCUUGGUCUCGCUCCGGAUUCUGCGGCUGUUCCGGACGCUGCGGACGGUGAGGCUGCUGAACACUGCCCGGCAGUUUGAAACGCUCAUGGCGACAUUUCUGCACCUUGGCUACGUGGUGCUUCCGAUCACGGCCUGCGUUGUUGUUGCCUUUUACUCAUACGCUAUCCUGGGCAUGGAGCUGUUUGGCGGCAAGAUGUCGCCGUCAGUGGUUGCCAGCGCCGACCCGUACACCGACUUUGGCACGUUUCCAAGGACGCUUCUUGCGCUUUUCCAGCUGUUUACCACCUCCAACUGGCACGAGAUCAUGUACACCGCGCGAGAGGGCGCCGGCAAAGUGUCUGCGCUGUACUUUGUCUCGUUCUUCAUUGUCAUGAUCCUGCUAUUCAACAACAUCCUGCUCGCCAUUGUCUUUGAGAUCUUCACCUUUCAACGGACCAUGGUGGAGCAGGAGGAGCGGAAGAAGGCGCGGGUGGCGUUUAUGGACAAGGCGUUUCACGUCAAGCAGACCGGGCGGACGUGGGACCGCGACCUGGUCACCUCGUCACUGGCAGGUUUGCGGCAGCAAGAGCUGCGGCUGCUCGCCGAGUCGACCAAUGUCGACUGGGACCACAUCCGCGAGCGGCAGGCAUCAAAGCGCGAGCGGUUGCUUGGCCGUGACGCUGCGCAGCAGCUCGGCAGCCCGUUGGGCAUGGGCUCGGGCGGCUCGGCCGCGCCGCUGUCGCCAGCCUCGGACGGCGACGAUGACGAGGCGCGGGUACUGGCAACGUUCAAGACGGCGGUGUCGAACGUGGCCAAGACCGACGCGGCCGAGCAGGCGCAUCUGCGUGAGAUGGCAGCCAUUAUUGUGGCCAAACGCCACGCGCAGCGUGCUGCCGCGCAGCUGCGCUCGCGGCGCGGGACCGCUACUAGCACCACCAUCCGAGUCGGCUCGCCGGGCUCGUACGAGGCCUCGCUCAAGUCGACAGGCAACACCGCGAGCUCAUCGCGCGGCUUCCCUACCUUUGGAUUUCUUCGCAAGCUCGGCGUCGUCCCGGGCCUCCGGUCUGUGUCGUCAUCAUCGUCGUCAUCGUCGUUUUCGACUUCUGCGUCGCGGUCGGGGUCGCGAUCGGGGUCGGUGUCAGGAACAGUGCCAGAGUCCGGCUCGGGCUUGAGCUCGGACUCGGGCUCUAGCAUCAGCCGGUCAUCGCGGUCGAGCGACUCGUUCAUCUCUGCCGCUUCGUUCCGCGAUCCGUACGAGGUUCUGCACAACCUGCUCAUCCGGCGACAGCUGGGGCUUGUCUCGCCGCCGUCGUCUCUGGCCAUGUCUGCGCCGGAGUUUGCACCGCGCGGGCGAGGGCUAGCAAGCGUGACCCAGGAGGUGGACGAAGUUGUGCGUAUUCUGUCGCAGUCGCGAUCACGGUCGCGGUCACGGUCGCGGUCGCGGUCGCGGUCUGCGUGGUCGGGCUCGCGAUCGGGCUCGCGAUCGGGCUCAAAGUCAUGGUCGUCGGUGAACAUGAUAGAAGGGAACGUGCGACCUGCAACGCAUGGCCACGUUCGUAUGCUGCACAUUUCGUCGUCGACAACGUAUGAUGAUGACGAGCCACCGGCGCGGACAGCAUCGUUGCUGUCAGCGGCCGAGGCCGAGGCCGAGGCAAUAGCAGAAGCCAAGGCCAAAAAGGUCAAGGCCAAGGCCCAAGCCAAGAAGGUCAAGAUGAUGAACAGGGCCAAGACAAAGAAGGCCAAGACUAAGGCCAGGACCAAGGCCAAGGCCAAGGCCAGGAAGGCCAGGACCGAGACCAAGGCAGCGGCCAAGGCAGAGGCUGAGACCGGGUCACGGCAUCGAAAGCGGAUCGGACGGAAGCGGAUCCGGCGCGAGCAGCCAGCUCCGGUUGGCACCGGUGAUACGAGCUCGCCGGAGAGGCGCAGGGUGGGCACGCUGCAGAGCUUCGGCGACAAAAGUCUGCCCGGAUACGCCGAAGUUGUGUCGCCGCAGCCGGCGGCGGCGUUUGCGGGCAACUAUGGUGCGAGUUGA
Molecule: messenger RNA, 4527 nt
Organism: Thecamonas trahens ATCC 50062
Lineage: Eukaryota; Apusomonadida; Apusomonadidae
Exons: 2
Coding region: 1-4527 (1508 amino acids)
Biological process (GO): transmembrane transport; monoatomic ion transport
Cellular component (GO): membrane
Molecular function (GO): monoatomic ion channel activity; calcium ion binding
Source: RefSeq, a predicted model, not a curated record